UAUAUAAUUAAGGAAAUUGUGAAAGGCGCCGAACAAACAAAACAACUAAGCCUGAGGAGGUGUAGUAGUUGAAGUUUCCCCAACUAACUCCAAUAAUCAUGGCGAGACCAAACCCACACUCUAUUCUCUCACUCACACUCCUUACUCUCUUUCUUUCAUUCACCACAAUCCUCUCCGCAAUUCACGAAAAACAAAACGACAAUCCAAUCACCCGUUUCCAACGCUACCUCCAAAUAAAUACAGCACACCCAACCCCAGACUACACCGCCGCAAUAUCAUACCUAAUCUCCCAAGCAAAUUCCAUCGGUGGAAUCCUUCACAAAACCCUAGAAUUCUCUCCAGGUAAACCUCUCCUCUUACUCACAUGGCCUGGCUCCGAUUCUUCUCUUCCUUCCAUUCUCCUCAACUCACAUCUCGACUCUGUCCCUGCUGAACCCUCCAAAUGGCUACACCCUCCUUUCUCCGCUACUCACACUUCCGACGGCGAUAUCUUCGCCCGCGGUGCACAGGAUGAUAAAUGUAUUGCCAUGCAGUAUCUUGAAGCAAUCCGUAAUCUCCGUAGUAACGGAUUUGUUCCUGUUAGGUCUGUUCAUAUCUCGCUUGUUCCUGAUGAGGAGAUCGGUGGAUUCACUGGUGCGGCGAAGUUUGUUGAAUCCAAGGAAUUUGAGGAGCUUAAUGUUGGAUUUGCGCUUGAUGAAGGUCAGGCUUCUCCUGGGGAUCAAUUUAGGGUUUUUUAUUCGGAUCGGAUUCCGUGGAAUUUGAAGAUUAAGGCUGUGGGAAGACCGGGUCAUGGUUCCACGUUGUAUGAUGGUAGUGCUAUGGAGAGUUUGAUGAAGAGUGUUGAAAUUGUUAGUAGGUUUAGGGAGAGUCAGUUUGAGCUUGUUAAGGCUGGUAAGGCUUUGAAUUCGGAGGUUGUUUCGGUUAAUCCUGUUUAUCUCAAAGCUGGUGUUGCCGCUCAAGAUGGGUUUGUGAUGAAUGUACAACCUUCGGAGGCAGAAGCUGGUUUUGAUCUUAGGUUGACCCCUACGACGGACCCUGAGGAAAUGAAGAGGAGAAUUGCUACUGAAUGGGCGCCACCUGUUAGAAAUAUGUCAUAUGAGAUUACAGAGAAAGGACCCAUCAGAGACUACUUGGGGCGUCCAUUAAUGACUGCGACAAAUGAUUCCAAUCCAUGGUGGUUAGUUUUCAAGCAGGCUAUAACUUCCACUGGAGAAAAACUUUCAAGGCCUGAAAUUCUUGCAUCCACAACCGAUGCUCGAUAUAUUAGACAGAAAGGGAUUCCUGUACUUGGUUUUUCGCCAAUGAAAAAUACUCCCAUCUUGCUUCAUGACCACAAUGAGCAUCUACGAGAUACCGUGUACUUGAAGGGAAUACAUGUAUACGAGUCUUUGAUAAGCUCCUUGAGUUCGUUUAUACCGCGUAGCUGUAGGCAAGUUCGUUGAGUUGCUCAUCUCAUUCUGACACUGUUGAUAGGGGUAUAUGAUUAUAUCUUUGUUGUUUGAAGAAAAUACAAAUUUGUGUUUUAAAUUUCCUUGAUGAUUGAGGGAUUUCUCUGAAUGCGUAUUGUAUCCAUAAAGUUUGUUAUAACCAAUGUAAUAUAUAUCUUUGAAUAAUUUGAAAUGAACUCUCUGUAUUACAUACUGAAAUUA
This is a messenger RNA of Trifolium pratense (red clover), 1649 nucleotides long. RefSeq names its product aminoacylase-1-like. Gene Ontology annotation, molecular function: aminoacylase activity. NCBI's taxonomy places the organism in Eukaryota, Viridiplantae, Streptophyta, Magnoliopsida, Fabales, Fabaceae. The transcript has 4 exons. The record is from RefSeq and is a predicted model, not a curated record. Gene Ontology annotation, biological process: amino acid metabolic process. Bases 99 to 1442 code for a protein of 447 amino acids. Gene Ontology annotation, cellular component: cytoplasm.